Molecule: messenger RNA, 1371 nt
Organism: Caenorhabditis elegans
Lineage: Eukaryota; Metazoa; Nematoda; Chromadorea; Rhabditida; Rhabditidae
Gene: npr-7
Product: G-protein coupled receptors family 1 profile domain-containing protein
Exons: 9
Coding region: 1-1143 (380 amino acids)
Biological process (GO): G protein-coupled receptor signaling pathway; signal transduction
Cellular component (GO): membrane
Molecular function (GO): G protein-coupled receptor activity; neuropeptide Y receptor activity
Source: RefSeq, marked reviewed
AUGAAUAUCGACUCGAAUUUAACAGAUUUUCAAUGCGAGUACCCGGCGAUUGACAUAGGAAUUCAUAUGAAAACCUUGUUAGCAGUCGGGUAUGGUUUGGUGGGAGCCCUGAGCUUAGUUGGAAAUCUUGCUGUAUUGCUCAUUGUGAUAUGCAGGAGAGAAAUGCAAACAGUCACCAACAUUUUUAUAAGUAGCGUCUCCGCGGCUGACUUGGUAAUAACAAGUUUCUCCUUAUGGGCGACCCCAUUAGCCUAUUAUCAACGGGUAUGGCAUUUCGGAAAGUAUAUGUGCUAUAUGGUUUCCAUCAUACAAGGCUUAUCCCUCAUGUGGGUACCACUGACCCUAGCAGCAGUUGCAUUAGAUCGCUACUCUCUAGUUGCUUCUCCGUUCCGUCAGCCAAUGUCUAAAAAGACUUGCUUGCUGAUCAUCGCUGGAAUCUGGAUGGGAGGGUUUGCAGUUUUGUCGCCAAUGAUUCGGAUGGUAGAUUUUGUUGACAGCUAUGGACCAUGCCAUUUUUGCCUGGAAUCCUGGGACCACGACAAACAACACUACCGACUUUUCUACGGACUCUCGGUGCUCGUGAUCCGCUCCGCAAUUCCACUUGUUCUCAUUUCCCUGUGCCACUGGAGAAUCGCAGUUAUUUUGAACACGCAGACGAAGAAAUUCCAAACAUUACGUAGUGCCAGCACAGUCACCCAAUCGACUGACAUCCGCCGUAAACAACGUCUUCAGACUCUCUUAUUGGCAAUGGUGGUCAUAUUUGCCGUGUCCAGUCUCCCACUGGACCUUUCAAAUGUUCUUCAAGAUUUGAUCGUAGUGUACCAGGUUCGACCUGUCCCCGACAACGUUCGCCAUUUUAUCUUCUUCUUUUGCCAUUGGACCGCAAUGGCAGGAACACUUCUCAACCCGUUAGUCUACGCGUACUACAACGAAAACUUCCGGCGUCAGAUUCAAACAUGCUUUGGAGAAAUGCGUGGACAGGGAGAGUUCAAGCGGGGGCUAUACUCUAUUGUCUCCGGCAGAUACUCCUACCGAGAAACUUUCAGAGCAGACGACGAGGAAAAUCAUCACAGACAAAACACACGUAUCGAACUGGCUAACAAUCAAACUGGUGAUAUCGAAGUUCUCAGAACGGAUCUUUAAUUAUUUUUUUUGAAUGUUUAAUGUAUUUAUCUAUUUUGUAGUUCAAAUUGACUAAAAAAAAACUCAUUCAUAGAGUAAGGCUGGUCUUUGCAAAUCCUUUGGGUCAAUAAAACCGCUGACUUUGGUUUUAUUUUUCUCAUUCUUGUCCCGGAAUCUCAAUUUUGUAUUGAUCUUUUUUUUUCAAAUUUGUAUUGUACUUUAACAUUUUGGUCGUCGGUAUAUACGGAA